AUGUCUACACAGCUUACUCCGAUUAUGGAAAUCAAUCAGGCAACUCACAACCGGUGGACAGCCCUUGUACAAAUCUUAGAAUGUCAGCACGUUUUGCAAACUAAAAAAGGGUCUUCUUACAAACGACUGAUGUUAACAGAUUCUGAAGGCUUAAAGUUCACAGCAAUUAUUUUCAGUGAGAAUUUAAACUACUAUGCAAGAACAUUCACACAAUACAGGAGGUAUCACAUCUCAAAUGCGUUUCUCAUCCCAUGUGAUCCAAGAUAUGCACUUAGCUUGUAUGGAUUUUCAUGGGUGCUCAAUAAGCGAACGCUUGUACAAGAACAUCCUGAUCGCAAUCCGGUGAAUUUACCUUGUACUUUUGAAUUCACACCAUUUACGAGAAAACUGCCUUUGGUGAUCACUCUGUGGAACCAAUUCGAUGAACAUGAGGGUAAUAUGUUGCAGUCAAUGCAAGGCCCACCCCUUUUGUUCUUUGGACUGAGGCUGAAAGUCACGACUUUUAACUCCAUCUCUUUAACAACGAAGCCAAAUUCAGGUUUGCUCAUCAAUCCACCGGUUAGGGACGACUUGCAAUUACGCACCUCGUACAAUAACAACCGCAAGGAAAUAAAUGACUUGCUAUCAGUCACAAACUACCGAAGAAAUGAUUUCCUUCUACCAUAUCCAGCUGAAACAAACAUAUCUUCUAUUGUUUCUGCAACUUCACAUUUCGACACUAUGAAAACUGCUUGGGUGAAAGGCACCCUGAGUCUUCCUGAACAAGAACGUAACUUAUCAUACACUGCUUGUGCCAAUUGCUUCAAGUCUAUAGAAGCCGACACAACUUGGAUUGUUACCUGUCCUUCUUGUCACAUCGAGUCAGAAAUUCAACAGAUGUCAAGGUUAACUGUUUUGAUUGCCGAUGAAAGUGGAGUGAUGAAAGCAAAUUUACACACACCUGAACUUGAAAAGUUUAUACAUUUCUCUCCAAAAGAUGUGCAAAUCAGUGAAGAAACGAGUCAAAGUCUAUGCAAUUCCAUUGCCACUGCAAUCAAGUCGGUUUAUAUUGUUGCUUUCGUUCGUGCAUACGAAGUGCAUUUUCAAGGAACAACAGACAUCAAAGUGAAUAUUGUUAAAGCUUACAAAGUAAAUGAUCGUGCUGCUGUAUCAAAUGAGUCUGAUAACAUGGUCCAUAGAUCAAACAUCGGUGAAGGCACAUCAACAACCAAGAAUGUGUCUUCUCUUGCAGCCACAGUUCCUUUGCCAUCGGCUGGUGAAAUUGAAAAACCUCUUGAAGUUAAGAAUUCAAAGCAAGUUCCUGUUAUAUACUUGCUUCCAAAGAAUAAGCCAGAACCAAUUCUAAUGACAAAGCAUCUUGUUCCAGAACUUCCAACUUCCAGCUCCUCUCCAAUUGAACAAAAAGUUUCUGAAUCGGGCCCACCUUUAGCACUUCCUAUGAAAGAAGAUGUUCUUCGGGCAAGCAAUCCAAGACCUUCCAAAAAAACAAAGUAA
Lactuca saligna is the source of this 1494-nucleotide messenger RNA. NCBI's taxonomy places the organism in Eukaryota, Viridiplantae, Streptophyta, Magnoliopsida, Asterales, Asteraceae. The record is from the annotation of a GenBank genome assembly.